This is a messenger RNA of Microthlaspi erraticum, 342 nucleotides long. The record is from the annotation of a GenBank genome assembly. NCBI's taxonomy places the organism in Eukaryota, Viridiplantae, Streptophyta, Magnoliopsida, Brassicales, Brassicaceae.
AUGAUCGUGACUUGUCCGACCGCGGGACAUUGCUUCCCGGGUCGGUACGUGUGUUCGGCCGAGGCUCUUUGGCCGACCGCGGAAAUGCGUUCCUUGGCCGGCCGCUUAGCACGGCUUGGCUGCUUUGCACUUCAAGUCAUCAAGACCAGUUCCCUGCGUGCUCUGAUUGAGUUAACUUUCCAACGCAACUGGAACGGCCUAAUUUGGAUGAGUAGAAAAGGAGUUAUAACCAAAAGAGGAGACUGUCCAGACGGCUCUAUCGAGAACAGCGCCCAACCGCGCAGUCCGGCUGGCCGAGGAACGCAUGUUCCGCGCUCGGCCAAAAUGUGUCCGUCCGUCUGA